This is a messenger RNA of Carica papaya (papaya), 3007 nucleotides long. RefSeq names its product Leucine-rich repeat receptor-like protein kinase family protein. The record is from RefSeq and is a predicted model, not a curated record. Gene Ontology annotation, molecular function: receptor serine/threonine kinase binding; protein kinase activity; ATP binding. Gene Ontology annotation, biological process: protein phosphorylation. NCBI's taxonomy places the organism in Eukaryota, Viridiplantae, Streptophyta, Magnoliopsida, Brassicales, Caricaceae.
AUUUAUACAAACACCAGAAGCUGAACUUGUAAUUCUCUCUCUCUCUCUCUCUCUCUCUCUCUCUCUCUCUAUAUAACUUUCUCUCUUUCUCUCCAUCUCCUUUCUUGCAGUAUCAUUCAAUGGCUGCCCUCUGUAAAUCCCCAUUUCUUCUGUGCAUUUCCUUCUCAUUCUUCUUCAUUCAUUGCUCGGUAUCAGCUUUAAAUGAAGCUGAUAUCCUCCUUACCUUCAAGGCCGCCAUUGAUGAUGCAAACAACUAUCUCUCAACCUGGUCAAACACCUCUUCUCUUCAUCACUGUAACUGGACUGGCAUUGUUUGUAGUCCUUCACCUUCCCUCUCUGUUUUCUCUCUGAAACUUCAAAGCUUGAAUCUUUCUGGUGAAAUCUCUCCUUCAAUCUGUGACCUUCCUAAUCUGUCUUCCCUUGACCUUGCUGAUAAUCUUUUCAAUCAACCAAUUCCACUCCACCUCGCUCAGUGUACUUCUCUGCAGACUUUGAAUCUCAGUAACAACCUCAUUUGGGGAACAAUCCCUGAUCAGAUUUCUCAGUUUGGUUCCCUUAAAGUUCUUGAUUUGAGCAGGAAUCAUGUCGAAGGGAAGAUCCCAGAAGGCAUUGGUUCAUUGGUGAACCUUAAAGUUCUUAACUUGGGCAGCAAUCUGCUUUCAGGUACUGUUCCUUCUGUUUUUGGGAACUUGAGUGAGCUUCUUGUUCUUGAUUUAUCUUUGAAUUCAUAUCUCGUGAGUGAGAUUCAUGGUGAUAUUGGAAAGCUAGAAAAGCUUGAGAGACUUUUAUUGCAGAGCUCCGGUUUUCAUGGCAAGAUUCCUGAGUCUUUACUGGGUCUCAAAAGCUUGACCAUUUUGGACUUGUCUCAGAACAAUCUAACUGGUGAGAUUCCUCAAGCUCUGGGUUCUUCUCUCAAGAAUCUGAUGUCUUUUGAUGUGUCAGAAAACAAGCUUCUAGGUUCAUUUCCUGGUGGAAUUUGUACUGGUAAAAGCCUCAUAAGCCUCAGUCUCCAUACAAAUUCUUUCAAUGGUGUAAUACCUAACUCCAUUACUGAAUGCUUGAACCUUGAGAGGUUUCAAGUGCAGAACAAUGAGUUCUCUGGAGAUUUUCCAUCUGGGUUAUGGUCUUUGCCAAAAAUUAAGCUCAUUAGAGCUGAAAACAACAGGUUUUCUGGAAAAAUUCCUGGCUCCAUUUCAAUGGCUGCUCAACUAGAGCAAAUUCAAAUAGAUAACAACAGUUUUUCUGGUGAGAUUCCUCCAGGUCUUGGCUUGGUUAAGAGCUUAUACAGAUUUUCUGCAUCUUUUAAUGGUUUCUAUGGUGAGCUUCCUCCAAACUUCUGUGACUCUCCUGUGAUGAGCAUCAUUAGCCUCAACCAUAAUUCGAUUUCGGGUCGAAUUCCUGAACUGAGAAAAUGCAGAAAACUAGUUUCUUUAUCGUUAGCAAGCAAUAGCCUAACUGGGGAAAUCCCACCGUCUCUUGCUGAUUUACCAGUCUUGACUUACCUUGACUUGUCUGAUAACAAUCUUACUGGUUCAAUCCCACAAGGGCUUCAAAAUUUAAAGCUUGCCCUUUUCAAUGUUUCCUUCAAUCAACUAUCUGGUGAAGUCCCUUUCUCCCUGAUCUCAGGGCUGCCAGCUUCAUAUCUGCAAGGAAAUCCACGUCUUUGUGGCCCUGGACUGCCCAAUUCUUGUGCCACUCAACAGCCAACACACCCUUCUAAUGGCCUCACUGCGUUGACAUGUGCCCUGAUAUCCAUUGCAUUUGCUGUUGGAACAAUGUUGCUUGUCGCUGGAUUUUUUGUCUUUCAACGAUACUCGAAACAGAAAGCUGAAUCGGGUGGUUGGCGUUCUGUGUUCUUCUAUCCUCUGAGGACUACUGAGCAAGAUUUAAUGUUGGGAAUGGAUGAGAAGAGUGCUGUUGGAAUUGGUGGGCCUUUUGGUAGGAUUUACAUUGUAAAUUUACCAAGUGGUGAGCUUGUUUCCAUAAAGAAACUUGUCAAUUUUGGGAACCAGUCUUCAAAAACUCUCAAGGCUGAAGUCAAGACAUUAGCCAAGAUUCGACAUAAGAACAUCGUUAAAGUCCUUGGAUUUUGCCAUUCAAACGAGUCGGUUUUUCUGAUCUACGAGUUCUUGCAGAAAGGGAGCUUGGGGGACUUGAUUUGCAGGCCUGAUUUUCAGUUGCAGUGGAGUGUUAGAUUGAAGAUUGCUAUGGGGAUCGCUCAAGGUUUGGCAUACAUUCACAAGGAUUAUGUCCCUCAUUUGCUUCACAGAAACCUCAAGUCGAAAAAUGUUCUUCUGGAUGGCGAUUUCGAACCAAAGCUCACUGACUUUGCUCUUGAUCGGAUCGUGGGCGAAGCUGCUUUUCAGUCAAUAAUGGCUACAGAAUCUUCACAAUCCUGCUACAAGGCACCAGAAUCUUGUUACAGCAAGAAAGCAACAGAGCAGAUGGAUGUUUACAGCUUUGGUGUAGUCCUAUUAGAACUCAUAACCGGGAGGCAAGCCGAGAAAGUCGAAUCAUCAGGCUCUCUCGAUAUCGUGAAGUGGGUUCGGAGGAAAAUCAACAUUACAAAUGGGGCCGAGCAAGUUCUUGACUCAAAGAUAUCAAGUUCUUCCUCCCAACAAGAGAUGCUAGCAGCCUUGCAGAUUGCUCUUCUCUGCACUUCAGUGAUGCCAGAGAAACGACCAGCCAUGUCGGAAGUGGUGAGAGCAAUUCAAUCCCUCAGCCCCGGCAGCCACCUCCCGGAAUUGGAGGUGUCAUCCACCUCCGAGGAGCAGCAUUUUCCGGUCGUUCCCAUGUGAAGAUCAAAAACUGAAUGCUGCCCAUAUCUUUUUCGCUUUCUGUGAUCUCUCAGCAUGUAAAUUCCAUCUUGAUUUUGCAUAUUUUACUUAUCUUGUGAUUGGAUGAAAAAGAAAAAUGCUUUUUUCCCCCCCUUGAUGACUAAAGAAUGUGUUUGGUUCUGGGGAUGUGGUGUAUGUUCUUCACCAGAAAAUGCUUUGGAGGGUUUGAA